Molecule: messenger RNA, 5963 nt
Organism: Amoebophrya sp. A120
Lineage: Eukaryota; Dinophyceae; Syndiniales; Amoebophryaceae
Source: the annotation of a GenBank genome assembly
AAGCGUUCACCAGGGUAAUUUCGUUCGAAACCUGCAAACUGCGCAGCUAAAUGAGUCAGUACUUAUUUGUUUAGGGUUCGAUUUUUUAACUUGAACGAUAAAAGCACGAAAUACAUCAAAUAAAGACCUCGACGCAUACGCAUUUUUUCUAGCGGCAACAACUGAAACUGCACCUACUUUUAAUAGGAUCUUCACCAAGCGAAUCCCACUUCUUCGUUCUUGUGCUAGUUUGUAAUCUUCUCGUAGUCGUGUAAAAAAUGUACCCAUAACUAAAUCUAAACCUACCUAAUUGCUUAAAUCUAUGUACCUGCAUUUCCAUGUAAGCUCGCUUGGAAAUCUGGGAUUUUAUAAAGCAACACAUUGCGUUCGUAACGCUUGCCACUUCCAUUGAGCAUUUUUCCUUUUUAGAUUUAGGAAAUCAAUAUUAUAUAUAAAGCCUAUUUUCAAAUUUCAUUUUUUUCCGCCACUUUUGAAAGCUACAAAAUUACGAUGUUGUACUCUAUCUGUGAGGCUACACUCACGCAUAAAAUGCUGAGAAUUGCCGCAGUUGUUUUCUGCUGCGCGGCGCCUUCUUCCCUAUCCCAAGGAGCUUUCGUGAAGGGGCUCUCGUUGAGCAGGAUGAGCGUUGACGGCCUAUCGGAUAAAGAUCGGGCCGGUCUGACGUCUACGGCGGAGAAGGUCACGCUUCGGUAUUACGCACCGUACAGAGGCGAUGCCGGCGGGCAUUACGAAUAUUUGCAGAAAAAAAUCGCUUGUCUGGGUGAUGAGGAUGCCAACAAGAGGUUUCUUUUGUUCACCGAUGCAAGUGUUCGGAGCCGCGCCAACGUCGGAACCUUUGCGCAGCUGGGUGUCGUCGCGUACAGCAGUCGCGGUCUGGCGAAAGCGCGACGAGACACGGCAGAGAGAAAAGCGGAAGAUCAGAGAGUUGGUUCAAUCUACGACCGGGUUCCGGACGUCCUGGCCGCGGGGAUUGGAGGCACGUACUUCAAACGCGCGCAAGAGCUCUUGAACAAAAGCAAUACGGGAGGGACGUUUGGCCUGAUGUCGGAUUCCUGGAAAGACAACGCGCUGACCGCCGUUGCGGAGGGCGAGGCGCUGUGGCGGGGACUCAAUCUGGCAUACGGCCAGCAGCGGUUGAUGUUGACGGAAAGCUCGAGCGGGACGACCACUGAAGGUGUUGGCGACGCGUCCGCACAUGACGGUGCGAAAUUGCUUGCUUUCACGGAUUCCCUGCACUUAAUUCGGGUGCUGGAAUGGAUUUUUCACGGAGGCGCCGCCGCCGGUGACGUCCUCUCAGAUUCUAGUCCUGGCGCAGGCUUCGUGCGACACAUGCAAGAAACCGUCGCCAAACCCAUAGCAGAUUUGUUUUCCCAGGUGGGGCUGAAAGAUGCGUUCCAGAGAACCUUGGAAAAGCUAACACGAAGCAAGGUUGCGCGACCCGGAACUGGUAGUAUGGCCAAGAGUCAAUUUGCGUACUACCAGCAUGUAGAGAUUCUCCACGUGCGAAGCUCUUCGCGCGUGAUCCGCAAGGAGGAGGAAGCUACCAGUUCGGGCGGAAGUAGCUGCGAGAGUGCUUCACCGGUGGAGCAGGAGCUCGAGAAAGUUCCCAGCGAGGCAACGACGUCACCCAAGGCGUACACGUUUGGAAACGCUCUGGCGGACCAGCUGGCGUCGGGUUUCACUCUGAUGCACUCGACGGGCACAGCGAACCUGCUCUCGAAACGGUUCUGCGAGAACCCAGGGGGGUGGCUGAAAAGACGAAGAACGUCGACGUCAACCGCUGCUGAAAAGACGAAGAGCAGUUCGAUUGCCGAGACGAAUUUGCACGACACGCUGUAUAGCAACUGCAAAGAGCUGAUGCAGGACCUCAGCAACCGAAUGCCUCACAUUCCGAAGCACGGCAAACAGUGUCAGUCUGCGACUUUCGAGCUGGAGCAGGACGUGGUGAAGCGCUUCAGAAAAUUUGCGGUGCUGUACCAGAAACUCGACUACGCGGCUUUGGAGAUGACGCAAGCAGUGGUCGGAGCGUCCGCGGCAGCUGUGCGAACCAGCGGGAGAGGGAGGCGUCCGAGGUCCGGGUCCCGUUCUGGUGGUCGCCGUCGAGGAAGUAGAAGAGCGUCAUCCACUACUAGUUCCAGGAGCAGCAGCAGAGGUAGAAGUUCCUCGCCUGCUGCGCAGGAAGAGGAGGCCGUGCACCGUGGGGGCGAAGUUGUGCUACAAACAGGCGACAGCACAGACGAUACGGGUACGGGGACGAAUAUCGAUGCUGACGCCGAGAAGCAAAAGGCGCUCUUGAUUUCGCCCCUGGAUUGGUUCCGAAGCCAGGCCCAGGUCGCUUUGCAGCACUGUGGUAGCCCGCCCGGCCUUGGGUUUGCUUCCGGAAAGCUGAUGCGCUACCUGGACCACGCUUGGAGCGAGGAAACAACCACACCAGGUAAAGCGGGUAGUAGUACUGCCGGAAGUUUUUGUGUCGGAAGUUGCUCCACCCCUGCGGCACCAGCAGACGCGAUCGAGUUCGAUGUUCGGAAUUACGAGGAGCACUGCGGUAGCGCUUUUAGCGACUACUUUGGUCGUAUGAAAACCUCGAGUGUUGAAGACACGACUACACACGACAACCCCACACCAUUUCAGCAGGUUCCACUUGCAGGGAAGGAGCUGAUGGGGCGGCUUUGGGCGCGGAUUGCUGUGAUGCGUCGAGUGCGUAGCUCGUUGAUCCAGUCGGAAACUGUAUUGCGUGACUUCGUAGCGUCGAUCAACACCCCCGUGGCACAAACGCAAGAGGACGCUGGGGAGCCCUCGAGGUCGUCAGGCGUCGCCGGGCCAACCAGCAAAAAGGAGCAGAAGUCAGGCAAAAAGAAGCAGAAGGGUGGGCCUCCUGCGACCGCAGCAGCUGUAGUUGGGCACAAAGAAAUAGGGACGAAGCAACCGCCGGCGCGCAAAGGGGCUUCAGCCAGCGACGAGGCGUCGUACCACAGUGUGGUAGCCGGGACGGUGAAAGCCUCCAAAGUCGUGUCGUACCACAGCGUGGUAGACGCGACGGUGAAAGCCGCUAAAGUCGUGUUGUAUCAAAUGGAGCAGUGGUCUCCCAUAGCACUGCAGGGCGACGUUCGUACGCAAAACUUGAUGCUAGAGCGAAAUCGUUGGCUUGCGCCCGACGCGCAGGUCCCGAACGGCGAUGGUGCGAAGUUUGUUCGGUGCGGACGGCUCAUGAAGGAACCCAUGGAAGUUUUAGACCAUCUUCUCAGCACCUUCACGAAGUCCCUGUAUGCCAAGAAUGCGGGCAUUCGUCUGGCUACGCGGGGCAACUACCGCGCGACCGCCCAGCGUGUUCUCGAUGUUCUUUCCAAGGCAGCCAUCCCGCUGGCGACGGCAGGCCUGGAGUCCUUGCUGGCGAGCCUCGAAGAUUGGCUGGAGACGGUGAUUAUGCCCUUGAGCAGUAAGGAGAACAACCUGCAAGGGAAUGAUGAGCUUGACGAGCACGCGGAUUCUAGCAAAUUGUUGAGGACUGAAGUAGAGCUGAUGUCACAGAACUUCACUGGCCCGCCGAUUGAAUGGCGCGCGAAUGCCUUCGAGAGGCGGCUGGCAGAGAUGCAGGUGGUCGCUGCCGCGGUAGAAAAAGAAAAGCAAACGUUGCUAUACAUGAAUUUGCACAAAGUUCCCGAGCGAUACGAUUUCGAAAAGAAGAAGACAGCAGUGAGACUUUUAAUGACGGAUGCCUUUGACCAGGAUGCCGCCUACGUGAAGGAAUUGCAAAAAGCACGGGACGUGUACGUACCCGCCCACGAUCUGAUCCUCGGCAUUGAUUUACAAUUCGCCGGGAUCGACCUCCCCUUUGGCACUGCGAAUGUUGCGGAACCGCUUCGCUCCAAGCCUUCCCGACUCGCACGGCCCCCGCCCGUGCUCUCCCUCGUCGACCUGCCAAUCAGUCUGAUGCAGCAGCUAGCUCUCGAUCCUCCCUCCUUCACGGCCGAAGUGGGGGUCAGACUGCGUUCGGGCAGAGGGGUAGGGGACGACUCAUCUGCCACGUCGUUGAGGUCUUCCCAGGAGGACGCGGACGAGGACGCCGUGCUGUACCAGAGUCGCUUCGGCCUCGGGCGGCUGCGCAUGACGGACGACAAGGAUGGGAAUCAACAAAACUUUCUAAACAAGCUGGAAAAUGAGAGCGACGGAGUUGGAAAAUAUUUAUGGGCAGCUUCGCCUUGGGCACGCAGUAAUUGGAUAUCAAGGGGCCAUGAAGAAGAUGGUGUAAGAACGGGUGCAGAGCUGGCAGGAUCUGUCUCCGCAGUAGCCCUGAACUUCGCCGAUGUGAGCACAGAUGAAGCCGAUGCCUUGAAAAAGAUCUUUCGAAGCUCAGGGCCAUCGGUGCACUCGGUUAUUGCUGAGGCCGUCGGUCGGGAGCUUCCCAUACGUUUGUCGGGCAUUGUGGGCCACGAGACGCAGAAAGCUGCGAAGGUGGUGCUCCGCGACGCCGAACAGGUGAGUCGUGAGGUCAGCGACCUCGCACAGAUGGCGAAAGCUAUUUUAGGGCAAGAACCACAGGGAUUGGGUGCGCUAGCGAUUCAAACUGAGAAAAAUCGCGUCGACAGCCUGCUUGUCUGGCUCCAGUUGAAAAUCGCGCGACACGAAGGCGCGCUGGGGCGCGUACAGCUGCGGCAGGCUACGAACCGAGGAGCCAUAUCAAGACUAUGGUCGUGCCGCGGCGAAGACUUAGAAGAAAAAGAAAAGUGCUUUCAGGAGUUACGGAAGGAGAUAUUUCGGGUUUUGGAAGUAGAUGGUCGGGCGGCGUUGACAGAAAACUUUGGGCGUAUCAACAUGCUUAUGCCGCAAGAAGUUUCCUACGGUGCUGAUCCUCAGGUUGUUGCGGCCCUUAGUGAGGAAGAAAGAACCAUCGUUGCGGCCUUACGCAAGGGCGGGCUGGUUCUCUCGUUCCGCAAUGGCACGGUGGAGCGGAACGAUUAUUUCGAAGAAGUGUUGCCGUUUGAAACGCCCUCCGGCGGAGAAUUCGUGGAGUACCAUCCGAUCCUGCGGCUGCCAGUGGCCUACACCAAAGUGGUGGACUUCGAGAGUCCCCUCGAGAAUCCGGCCAGGGAGACGCGAACCGUGGUCAUCUUGUUCUUCGAUGAGAAAGCUGCAAAGUUCGCCGUGCUCCCACUGCCGCAGGCGGCCGCGACGCCGGGUUCUUUCGGAAGACCUCAUGGGAGAAUUGUUUUGCCUAGAGCGCCGCUGGCAAGUUACGAUAAAGGAAUGCGGUGGGCUCUGGACGAGUCCCGUAUGGAGCAACUGGAACUGGUGUCGCCAAAGUUCCUGCACGGCUCGAGCGUGCGUGGCAUUGUGGAUUGAUAUAACGUUGAGCUGCUUCUCGCCUUUGUUCGGGCAGGAGCAGUUUGAGUGACCUUUUCAUAACUCAGUACGCGGAUAGAAAAGGCAUGGCAGUUCUUGUGGCGGUCGGCUGCCAGCUUUUUUUCGUCAGAUCACAGUAAUAUCAGAUAUCAGUACACAUAUUAGCGCUACAUAGAAGUAGGUUAUUAGGGUUUAUUUCAUCGGCCGCAGAAGGAAACUAACAAUGAUUUUCUUCUUCGAAAAAUAAGAACGAAAUGUACGGACGAAGGUCAAAUUAAGAAGUAGCAGUUGUAUAAUAAAAUCGUUUUAAAAUCCAAAUCAACCUUUGCAUAUCAAUGGUGAACGACGACUACCUGAUUACGUCUGACGUGUGAGCUGCAACUUCAGGAUUUUAUUGUGCGUGUUGUUUGAUUCACGAGGUUCUGGUUAUCCAAAGGGAAGAACAACAAGUGCUCUACCUCUUAUUUAAGAUUCAAUUCCAAACAGGUACACAAAUUUAGGCGCGCAAAGACAGCGCAACGAAAUAUGAAAACAGGAACGUGAAAUGGAGAGGAUGGUCAUCCUCAUUUGCACUGUUAGACAGAUGUUAUGGGUCGAACCAAAAUUUGCGCGACUUCGGCUAU